Molecule: messenger RNA, 1062 nt
Organism: Lodderomyces theae
Lineage: Eukaryota; Fungi; Ascomycota; Pichiomycetes; Serinales; Debaryomycetaceae
Exons: 1
Coding region: 1-1062 (353 amino acids)
Source: RefSeq, a predicted model, not a curated record
AUGGCCAGAUCACUAUCAUCCCUGCUGGAGGAUGAUGCAUUGAUUGAUGACAUUGAAGAAAUUGAUUACGAUCUUCUACCGCAAGAUGCUUCUGUACACAAACAGCCGCUACAGCAACAGGCACCGAUUCCAAACAGACCUAAAUCAGCGCCACCUCAUCUAGAUAAUAUGCGAAUAUGCCUUCCACCGAAUAAGAACAACACUAAUCGAUAUACGAAUGAAUUGUUUGACGCUACAAACCACUUCAUACAGGUUGCUUCAGCACGAAAUUCGGAAAACUUUUCAGCGAUACCACCAGAUCAAAAGUUUCUUGGGUGUAUUGAAUGGAACCAGAUGGAAGAAGUUGACUUUGAAAUGGAUGAUGUUACAAGGACCAGGGUAUUUAGCAAUCGAUUCAAAAGACCUAUAGAUGAAAUCAACCCAGAGUUGAGCGAAUACUUUAGAUUGCAUCAAAAUGAAAACAAGGAGAACUUGACCAAAGCUUAUAGAGUUACGAAAAAGGCACCCAGUUUGAACAGAAGAAAGAGCCUACCUCUAGUCGAAACCAACAAUAUUCAAAAGAAAGUCAUUCUGCCAUUCAAGCAUAAACCGAUAAAAGCUGCCACUAGACCAACUGGGGUAUGCCAGCCAAGACACCAGACCCUCACUCCAUCAAAGUCGUGUCUCAGUAUUGAGAAUGCAAAAGUUUACCUUAUGGAAUCGCUGACGGGGUUGGUGAGUCAAGCAACGGAUUUUGCUACUGAGAUAAACGGGUCUAGUGACAAUUUACUACCGUUUCCUGACAAUGAAGAUGAAGUGGUGCAGAUACCAACAAACUCCAAUGACGCUCAACAAAUGGCAAUUCUUCGAAUGUACAAUGUAAAGUUGGAUAGAGCAAGGAAGGGAAUGCGAACUGGGUUUUAUUCGGAAAAGGAAUUUAGAGAUUAUCAAGCCAAGCUCAAGAAAGAGGCCAUGAAUGCAGCUCUGGGAGUGGAAGUAGUUUCUCAAGAUACACCAAGAGAAGAUAAGCAUACAGCAGUAAAGGAGAGACGAGUGCAGUGGGCUGAUAAUUUGGAGUGGUAG